Rangifer tarandus platyrhynchus (Svalbard reindeer) is the source of this 327-nucleotide messenger RNA. NCBI's taxonomy places the organism in Eukaryota, Metazoa, Chordata, Mammalia, Artiodactyla, Cervidae. The record is from the annotation of a GenBank genome assembly.
AUGCCUGUAAAUCCGGAGUAUUUAGAAGUGCUUAUCAAACCCAGAUGGCUGUCUUCUUCCCUCCCAGAACUUCCAGUGGAAUCCCUCUCAACUCUGUUGUUUGCCCCACAUGGGACUAUAACCUCAGCGAACCCUGAGGUUAUACCAUUUUACAGUGCAUCAAGUCAGGUGAGUCCCUUCCGGCACUGGCAGCAGGCCUUGUUCCCAGGAUCUGCCGUCACUCUGGCUGAACUGCCGCCCGAGAAUGUCCAGGAUGGGGCAGCACAGGCAGUCCACAGGCUCACACGUUCUUUCCUGAACUGGGUUCCAGGAGUAAGCACUUCUUAG